AUGAAUUUUGUCCUUCGAACCCUUCAAAUUCCGCAAUCCUAUUUUACAAAACUAUUCAUGCCUAGAAAACGUGUUGUUGUGCUUGGUGCUGGUGUUUCUGGCUUAACUACUGCCACUCUUCUCUUGCAGCAAGAAAAAAAGUUUGAAGUUACUGUAGUUGCGAAACAUUUUCCAGGGGACUUUACAAGUGAAUUCACGAGUCCAUGGGCCGGUGCACAUUGGAGGAGUUAUGCUACGAAUGAUGACAUAAGACAACAAGAAUUCGAAAAAGAAACAUUUCAUUAUUUUUGGAACCAUGCUAAGGUGACAGAAAAUGAAGCUGGUGUUAUGAUUGUAGAUGGAUUUGAUUAUUGGGAACAAUUACCUGAAGAUUUUUCUGAGCCAUGGUUCAAGACAUUUUGUCCUGAUGUAAUAAAGUUUAAGUCUGAUUUAGGUGCUCAAUCUCAUCCUCAAUUUGUCAAGCAAAGAACACGAUUUUCUAGUCAGUCGACAAUAUCAAUUAAGAUUCUUUGUUGA
Molecule: messenger RNA, 516 nt
Organism: Dentiscutata erythropus
Lineage: Eukaryota; Fungi; Glomeromycota; Glomeromycetes; Diversisporales; Gigasporaceae
Source: the annotation of a GenBank genome assembly